Molecule: messenger RNA, 1128 nt
Organism: Cajanus cajan (pigeon pea)
Lineage: Eukaryota; Viridiplantae; Streptophyta; Magnoliopsida; Fabales; Fabaceae
Product: membrane steroid-binding protein 1
Cellular component (GO): membrane; endoplasmic reticulum; endomembrane system
Source: RefSeq, a predicted model, not a curated record
UUCCAUCGGUGAUGACGGCAUCAUAAAAAUCUCACCCUUUUCAACUUUCCUUUCUAUCCCUCUCCCGAUUCUCUCUCUGCCACCAACACUCAAACACAUAGUGUGCAGCACCAGCAACCGCAAAAAUGGCACUGCAAAUAUGGGAGACACUGAAGGAAGCCAUAGUCGCCUACACAGGCCUCUCUCCACCCACCUUCUUCACCCUCCUCGCCCUCUUCCUCGCCAUCUACUACGUCGUUUCGGGCCUCUUCCCCUCCUCCGACAACCACCGCCACGUGGCUUCGCGCGACUUCGAGCCCCAGAUGGAGCCUCUGCGACCACCCGUUCAGAUCGGCGAGGUCUCCGAGGAGGAGCUCCGAGCCUACGACGGCUCCGAUCCCGAGAAGCCCCUCCUCAUGGCCAUCAAGGGCCAGAUCUACGACGUGUCGCAGAGCAGAAUGUUUUAUGGACCUGGUGGACCCUAUGCUCUAUUUGCUGGCAAGGAUGCUAGCAGAGCUUUAGCAAAGAUGUCUUUUGAAGAGAAAGAUCUAACUGGAGAUAUUUCUGGCCUUGGUCCAUUUGAGCUUGAGGCCCUGCAAGACUGGGAAUACAAGUUUAUGGGCAAGUAUGUAAAAGUUGGAACUGUCAAAGCGACAGUUCCAGUGACCAAACCAGAAUCCACUGGUGAAGCAUCAGAAUCUACACCCCAUGAUGCUGAAUCUUCCAAGCCUACUGAAGAUGUUCCAUCAGAAUCAGCAGCCGUUAAAUAUGAUGAAACUCCUUCAAAGGUUGAUGCAGAUAAAGAGGAAUAAUCGUUGGGUAAAUAAUUGUUGUCUUGCAAGCAAUGGAAACAAUUACACAGAAGCUUCUGAAAUAGACUGAUCCUUGCUGAAUGUAUUCAGCAAAUGUGGGACGAGUUAUUGGUGUAGGCCACCCCGUUUGCACUGAAACUUUUUCCAAGUUUUCUGUUUGAUAAAUAAGGAAUUCUUAGUAUUUAAUUUCAGCUUUACUGAGUUUAAGCUUCUUGUAUUCCAUAAGAUAUGUAUACUUAAGAGGGAACAAACCAAGUGACAUUUGGGACCAUAUACUGAUCCAAGUAUUGAAUGAAUGCAUUUGGUCUUAUAUGGUAUAAGGUAUAAUCGUUUAUUA